Papilio polytes (common Mormon) is the source of this 1831-nucleotide messenger RNA. RefSeq names its product RNA-binding protein 39 (gene Caper). NCBI's taxonomy places the organism in Eukaryota, Metazoa, Arthropoda, Insecta, Lepidoptera, Papilionidae. The record is from RefSeq and is a predicted model, not a curated record. Gene Ontology annotation, cellular component: nucleus. The transcript is spliced from 8 exons. Gene Ontology annotation, molecular function: RNA binding. Bases 183 to 1760 code for a protein of 525 amino acids. Gene Ontology annotation, biological process: mRNA processing.
UCUGUGCGCUGUAGUCGGUGGUCAGUGCCAGAAACCUAAAAACUACUCGAAAGAAAGGAAAAAUAUGGUCGUACUUCUUAAUUCUUAUCUUUAUCUCUGAACAUAUAAUAUUGGACGCUAUUUGGUUCGACAAGCCCAUUACGAAGACUACAAGCUUACAUACAUAUUUUGAUAUUACCAGAAUGGCCGAAGAUUUCGAUGUAGAGGCAAUGCUCGAAGCUCCAUACAUAAAAUCGGAUACCACAUCCUCUUCAAAACAUCGAUCGGACAAGUAUUCUGAUAAGCACAGAGACAGAGAAAAGGAUGGCAAUCGAAGACGCAGUAGAUCUCGAGAGAAAAGAAGAUCGAGAGAUAGGGAUUCACGACGCUCAAGAGACAGGGAUGAGAGAAAGAAUAAAGAGAAAGAUAGAGAGAGGGAAAAGGACAGAGAUCGGAAAGACCGUGUCAAAGAUCGUAGUGACAGACACAUAAAAGAUAAAGAUCGUGACAAAGAUAAGGAAAGGGAACGUGAUAGAGACAGGGAAAAGAGGCGAAGUAGAGACAAGGAACGUAGUAAAGAGAGAGAACGUAGUAAGGACAGGCACUCGAGACGCGAAAAGAGUCGGGAAGAAGAGCCUAAUAAUGAAUAUCGGUCUAAAUCAAGAGGAAUUGAACCAAAAUUAGAGGAUUUGCCUCCAGAAGAAAGAGAUUUGAGAACUGUUUUCUGUAUGCAGUUGUCUCAGCGGAUAAGAGCUAAAGAUUUAGAAGAAUUCUUUUCAUCUGUUGGUAAAGUUAGAGAUGUUAGACUUAUCACAUGUAACAAAACUAGGAGGUUUAAGGGGAUAGCAUACAUAGAAUUUAAGGAUGCUGAAUCAGUCCCAUUGGCUUUGGGUUUGACGGGACAAAAGUUACUUGGUGUCCCCAUUAUAGUACAACACACACAGGCAGAGAAAAACAGAGUAGGCAAUACUUUGCCCAACCUAGCUCCAAAGACAAGUAAUGGUCCCACUAGACUGUAUGUUGGCUCAUUGCAUUUUAAUAUUACAGAGGAUAUGUUGCGAGGAAUUUUCGAGCCAUUUGGGAAAAUUGAUCACAUCCAGCUUAUGACUGACCCGGAAACAGGGAAAAGUAAGGGUUAUGGUUUUUUGACGUUCCAUCAUGCAACAGAUGCAAAGAAAGCGAUGGAGCAAUUGAAUGGAUUCGAAUUAGCGGGAAGACCAAUGAAAGUAGGAAAUGUAACGGAGCGUACAGACGGGGGCUCCAGUACUCGCUUUGAUGCUGAUGAACUGGACAGAGCUGGUGUCGAUCUCGGGGCAACAGGCCGUCUACAGUUAAUGUUUAAGCUUGCAGAAGGAACUGGAUUACAAAUUCCUCCAGCUGCCGCAUCUGUUUUGAUGGGGAGUGGGUCUAAUAUAGUAGCCCCGCAGCCGCAAGUAGCGCCACCCAUAGCCACACAGUGCUUCAUGCUCAAUAACAUGUUUGAUCCUGCCACAGAAACGAACCCGCAUUGGGACAUCGAGAUCCGCGACGACGUGAUCAGCGAGUGCAACAAGCACGGCGGCGUCCUGCACGUGUACGUGGACAAGGCGUCGCCGCAGGGCAACGUGUACUGCAAGUGCCCCACCAUCGCCACCGCUGUCGCCUCCGUCAACUCGCUGCACGGGCGAUGGUUCGCCGGCCGCGUCAUCACCGCCGCCUACGUGCCGCUCGUCAACUACCACUCCCUCUUCCCCGACGCCAUGACCGCGCUCUCGCUGCUGCUGCCCACGCGCCAGCGGUAACUCGCGAACAUGCCUCCUAUACUAUGUAUUUAGUGGUGUUCAUAAUUAUAGCUAAUAAAAUAUACAUAUUA